AUGGUUGGACUACUAUCCAUUUGGUAUCUUCCCGUCAUACUAGGGGCCUAUGUUCUGGCUAGGACGGUGUAUCGCUUGUAUUUUCACCCCUUGUCAGGAUUUCCUGGCCCGAAACUGACCGCUAUCACGCAUCUGUACGAAUUUUAUUACAAUGUUGUAUGCCCUGGAAAGUUCCUAUUCAAGAUCGAACAGAUGCAUCAGCAAUAUGGUAAAACCUGCUUCACUAGACCCAUUGUUCGCAUCAAUCCUCGGGAAGUGCAUGUCAGCGACCCGGCGUUCUAUGACGAGAUAUAUGCGUCUAGCAGUCGUAAACGAGAUAAGGACGCCAGGUUUGUUCCUACGUAUGGGGUUCCAGACACAAAUGCUCUCCACUGUAGCCCACGAUCACCACCGUUUUCGACCCUAUCCGAAGUUAUCAAUGAGCGGACACAGAGGCUUAUGUCUCGCUUUGAGGCAUCAGAAAAACACGGAACAGUGCUUUGCCUGGAUGAUGCCUUCGCAGCCUUAACAUCGGAUAUAAUAACGUCCUAUUGUUGCGGCAAGCAUUGGCGAUUUCUCGAAGACCAUUACUUUCGCAACGACAUUCGUCGCGCAGCAGAAGACAGCCUAAAGUUUGCUCAUAUUAGCCGUUUCUUUCCUACGAGCGCAGACAAAGAAUUCAGUCUGAACACCCUAGCAUUUGCGUGGGAGUGGGGUAUAAAGUGGCGGAUCUUUCGGACUAAAUUCUUCACACAUAAAGACCCCUUUUCUGCAAUAUUGACGCGGGAAACGCGUCUGAUGGGAAGUGGAAAAGUGGAGAAAACUCCAACCGUCACCAACUUUUGGACGAUUUGGGCGAGGCGGCAUUGGUGCAGUAGGAUCAUUCGACUCUCUUUACUGGACAAGUCCAUUAUUUUUGGUGGAGUUACAAACGAUCGAACAGAGACAGUUUGUUUGAGGGGCGGAGUGUCCAGCUCACUGGUGUGUCCAGCUCGCUGGUGGAGUACGUUAUUGAUUGGUGCGUUUUUGGGCCAGGAUAUUCAACUCUUCCCUUGUCGCGAAAAUUAA
Messenger RNA from Pochonia chlamydosporia 170, 1047 nucleotides. Its product is annotated as cytochrome p450 domain-containing protein. Gene Ontology annotation, molecular function: monooxygenase activity; iron ion binding; heme binding. Lineage: Eukaryota; Fungi; Ascomycota; Sordariomycetes; Hypocreales; Clavicipitaceae. The coding region runs from base 1 to 1047 and encodes 348 amino acids. The transcript is spliced from 4 exons. The record is from RefSeq and is a predicted model, not a curated record.